CUUUAUAUCAAAAUCGGAUGAGUGACAUGAAUUAUUCUGCAUCAAUGACAUGCACUUGUACUGAUUAUAUUACUAGUAUAUUUAAGUAAAAAUCUUUGAAAUAGUGUUGUACAAUUUUGCACUGUACAAAUAUUAUUUUGACUUGGAAAUAGAAAAGUUCUCUAAAAAAUUCCCUAGAAUGCAGUGGUUCUCAACUGCAAUAAUCGAGAUAGCGUGAGAGAAAUCUCAAUAAUCGUCUUUAAUUCGUUUCUAACCUAUUGAUGUUCCAGGGGUAAUUGAAUUGCACUAGGACAAUGUCAUUCGUUUUAAUAGGAUUACAAACAACAGCAAGGUCUCUGCGUGCCGGUCUAUUAAACAGGACCGUACCGUGUAGAAGUAUUUUUCUCAGCUCGCCUUUUCGUGAUAUCGAAGAGGCCAAGAAUGACAACACAUUAGAUGCAAAACGAGACACAGAUCAAGGAAUAACUUCAUCAAGAGAUAGGUCAAGAGUAAUUCCAGUUGAAACAAGCAUUCGUUAUUUAGCUAGUGACGCAUACAAGCAGACAUAUGGUGAUGACCCAAUAUGGAAAUUAUACAGACGAAACCAUAAAGGCUUGCAUCCUCCCAAAAAAACACGUAAAACUUGCAUUAGGGCAAAUGUCGUUACUACAGGAAAUCCAUGUCCUUUAUGUCGUGAUGAAUAUUUAGUCCUUGAUUAUAGAAACACUGGACUGCUUAAUCAGUUUAUCUCUCCACAUAAUGGUGCAAUUUUUAGUUACACGAAAACUGGUAUUUGCCAAAAGAAAUAUAAGCAGCUUCUUAUUGCCAUUUACAGAGCCAAGGAUCGGGGUAUAAUAACCUUCGAUCUUCCCUUUAGGGAAUAUAAUUAUUCUGAGUGGAAGCCUAAAGAAUUACAAGCAGAGAAUUAAAUAAAAGACAUAACACUAUAAGAUUGUAAAAAAUCAGUACCAUUAAAACCGUGAAAUUCUA
Molecule: messenger RNA, 969 nt
Organism: Cephus cinctus (wheat stem sawfly)
Lineage: Eukaryota; Metazoa; Arthropoda; Insecta; Hymenoptera; Cephidae
Gene: mRpS18B
Product: 28S ribosomal protein S18b, mitochondrial
Exons: 5
Coding region: 294-908 (204 amino acids)
Biological process (GO): mitochondrial translation
Cellular component (GO): ribosome; mitochondrion
Molecular function (GO): structural constituent of ribosome
Source: RefSeq, a predicted model, not a curated record